Notechis scutatus (mainland tiger snake) is the source of this 1424-nucleotide messenger RNA. The record is from RefSeq and is a predicted model, not a curated record. Lineage: Eukaryota; Metazoa; Chordata; Lepidosauria; Squamata; Elapidae.
UAUAAAAGAAAGUCUCUGUACAUCUCUGAGCAUUACCAGGCAAACAAAUAUGCACCAAGCUGAACCUCAAGGAAAGUUCUGGAAAAUUGGUUCCAGGCACAUCUUUCAUCUGAUUAUUAUGUUUAAGCCUGCAAGAGAGUUAUACUGAAACCUAUGAGGAAGGAAUACAGUUCUGCAUUCAUACUUGGACAUAUCCAACAUUUUUUAUCCCUUCAAAGAUCUUAUGAAUUAGAUCAUUCUUUCCCUCAAAUUUACAAAAGAAGAAAUGAGACUAGAAACAGUCCCAAUGGAAGCAGAAACCAAAAAAUGAGAAAAUUCCAAAAAAAGAAAGAAGAAUUUCAGCCUGGGUUUAAUCCAUUUAUGUGCUGUAAAGAGGGUAGAAUAUUUUCCAAGAAUUAUUGAUCCCAACUCUCAACCAUUUUAUUGUGCCCCCACUUAUAAACAGAUGUUGUAGAAAUCUUUGGGGCAAAACCUGUUUUCUGAAUGAAAUGUCCCCUCCACUGAUUUAAGUAAGUGCGGGUCCUAGAGCUAUUAGCUCCAUAAGAAUUAUGGCUUUUUCAGCCCACAGGAAUAAUCUUUUUUUGAUUGGUCUGUUAAGCUUCUGUGUUGAUAGUUCUGUGUGCAGUGAAAAAAAUAAUACACUUUUUUUUACCAAAGAAAAUACAAUUCGAAAGUGCAUGUGCCCUGAUAGUAUUAAUGACUGUGAUUAUAGCUUAGCAAAUCUAAUUUGUAACUGUAUGACUGUUUUGCCCUACACAGCAGACAAAACCUACUAUAAUAAUUUGGUAAUUUGGUUCACUGAAACUAAUAUGUUGAGAAUCCUGUUAAAAGUUACAUCAGUGCACAAUCUAAAACUCUCACUUUGUGGCACUAUUCCUUUGACAACAAAAUAUUUGACCAUUUGGGGAUUACAAAAAUUACAGAUAAGAAGCGAGAAUAAUGGCCAAUUAAAACAGCAAAGUUUAACAAUCUCUACUAGCUGUGACAAUGGAGCCCAAAACAAGUUGAUAUCAUACAAAGACAAAAGCAUGAUUACUCAUGUUGCUGUUUUAGACACAUCUCUUUUCAAUGACAGUGGCCCAUUGAAAGCAUACAGUGUAGAAAAUAUUUCUAACAUUUCAAACCAGUUUCCAUAUUUGGACAAUUUUUUUAUUCCAAGUAACAAAAGUUGUAUCAUAACAUUCAUUUAUUAAAACACAACUCUUGGCCAUUUCUAUAAUGUAAACAUUAUAAAUUGGGUCAUCCUGAGAUAUUGUAGAAAGUAAACUUCUGUUGCUCUUUAUAUUACAAAUAACAACAACAACAACAGGGAGUUGAAUAAACUUUAGUCCUAAUAGCUCCUAUUUCAAUAUAAUUUACAGAAUGCUAUAGAAUAUUCCAGCUUAAUUCAAUCCCAGAAUCAAGCCUUUAACUCUGAUAAACAA